UCCCCUUCUCUUUCCUCCCUUGUAGCAGCAACAAUCUCUGCCUAGCUUCUCCAGGCUAGCCCUGGGAGCUUCAGGGGAGCCAUGGCGCCCCCCACCUCCACCACCCCAGCCCACACUCACUUUGAGAGCUUCCUACAAGCCCAGCUGUGCCAGGAUGUGUUGAGCAGCUUCCAAGAACUCUGCAACACUCUGGGAGUGGAGCCUGGCGGAGGGCUGCCCAUGUACCACAAGAUCAAGGCCCAACUCAACAACUGGAAUGCAAAGUCUCUCUGGACUAAGUUAGACAAGCGAGCUAGCCAGCCAGUGUACCAGCAGGGCCAGUCCUGCACCCAUACCAAGUGUCUUGUGGUGGGCGCUGGGCCUUGUGGGCUGCGGGCAGCUGUGGAGCUGGCGCUUCUAGGAGCCCGUGUGGUGCUGGUAGAGAAACGCCGGAAGUUUUCUCGUCACAAUGUCCUGCACCUGUGGCCCUUCACUAUCCAUGACCUUCGGGCCCUUGGUGCCAAGAAGUUCUAUGGGCGCUUCUGCACAGGAACCCUGGACCACAUCAGCAUACGGCAGCUUCAGUUACUUCUGUUGAAGGUGGCAUUACUGUUGGGGGUAGAAGUUCACUGGGGCAUAUCUUUCACUGGCCUCCAGCCUCCUCCCCAUAAGGGGAGUGGAUGGCGUGCCCACCUCCAGCCCAGCCCUCCUGCCCAGCUGGCCAACUAUGAAUUUGACGUCCUUAUCUCUGCAGCUGGAGGUAAAUUCAUCCCUGAAGGCUUUGUAGUGAGAGAAAUGCGUGGCAAGCUGGCCAUUGGUAUCACAGCUAACUUUGUGAAUGGGCGCACAGUAGAAGAGACUCAGGUGCUGGAGAUCAGCGGUGUGGCAAGGAUCUACAACCAGAAGUUCUUCCAGAGCCUGCUCAAAGCUACAGGCAUUGAUCUGGAGAACAUCGUGUACUACAAGGAUGAUACUCACUACUUUGUGAUGACCGCCAAGAAGCAGUGCCUGUUACGGCUUGGGGUGCUGCGUCAGGACUGGCCAGAGACAGACCGACUGCUGAGCAGUGACAAUGUGGUGCCAGAAGCCCUGCAGCGCUUUGCCCGAGAAGCAGCUGACUUUGCCACGCAUGGCAAGCUGGGGAACUUGGAGUUUGCACUGGAUGCCCACGGGCGGCCUGAUGUCUCAGCAUUUGACUUCACAAGCAUGAUGCGGGCUGAGAGUGCGGCCCGGGUGCAGGAGAGACAUGGUGCACGUCUGCUGCUGGGGCUGGUGGGGGACUGCCUGGUGGAGCCUUUCUGGCCCCUUGGCACUGGGGUGGCCCGGGGUUUCUUGGCAGCCUUGGAUGCCGCCUGGAUGGUGAAGCACUGGGCAGAGGGUGCUGAGCCCUUGGAAGUGUUGGCAGAGCGUGAGAGCCUGUACCAGCUCCUGUCACAGACAUCCCCGGAAAACAUGCAUCGAAACGUAGCUCAGUAUGGGCUGGACCCAGCCACCCGCUACCCCAACUUGAAUCUCCGAGCUGUGACAGUGAACCAGGUACUCGACCUAUAUGAUGUAGUUGCCAAGGAGCCUGCAAGGCAACAGAAUGACGAGACUGACUCUCAGAUGCCAGCUGUGCUACCUCCUCUCACAGGGCUGGUGGAUACCCAGGAGGAGCUGCUUCGCUGGUGCCAGGAGCAAACAGCUGGAUACCCAGGGGUCCAUGUUACAGACCUGUCUUCUUCCUGGGCUGAUGGGAAGGCUCUGUGUGCCCUGGUACACAGUCUGCAGCCCAACCUACUGGAGCCCUCAGAGCUUCAAGAUCUGGGGGCACUAGAAGCUACAUCUUGGGCAAUGAAGAUUGCAGAGCAUGAGCUGGGCAUCACGCAGGUGUUGUCUGCACAGGCCAUGGUGACAGGAAGUGAUCCACUGGGCCUCAUCGCCUACCUCAGUUCCUUCCACAGCGCUUUCAAGAGACUCCUCCAGAAGCCAGGUCCUGCCAGGAAUGCUGCCCUGGGCACACCCAGUGCUGUGCUAUUCCUGGGUAAACUGCAGAGGACACUGCAACGCGCCCGUUCUCAGGAAAACGGUGAGGAAGCUGGCGGCAAGAAGCCUCGUCUAGAGGUAAAGGCUGAGAGCCCGACUGCUGAGGAGCCUCCAGUGGCAGAGACCACUGUACCCCUCACACCCCCAGCCCAGCCCCAGGAGGCUGAGGCUGGGGAUGUGUGUGCCCUCUGUGGGGAGCAGCUCUAUAUCCUGGAACGUCUCUGUGCUGACGGCCAUUUCUUCCACCGGAGUUGCUUCCGCUGCCAUGUCUGUGAGGCUACGUUGUGGCCAGGUGGCUACCAGCAGCACCUGGAAGAUGGUCAUUUCUACUGCCUCCAGCAUCUGCCCCAGCCUGACAAUGAAGAGGAAGAUGGCCACCGAGGCCCUGAGAGCCAGGAGCUCCCCAUGCCAGGUGACAGCAGCCUGCCAUCGAGCCCCUCUACCCUAAGGCCCAGUCCUGUCCCAGACCCCAGCCUGCCCAUUCGCAGGCCACUGCGCCUUUCCAGCCCAGAGCGCCAACAGCUCUCCUCCCUGCACAUUACCCCUGACCCAGAAAUGGAAGCUCCGCCCAAGCCUCCUCGAAGCUACAAUGAACUAGCCCGUCAGGCCUUGGAGAGCAGUUUUGUGGGCUGGGGAAUGCCAGCCCAGGAGACUCAAGUUGAGGCCAUGGAGACUGAGCAAGAAGAGAGUGCCUCCUCCAGUGAUGAGGAAGAGGAAAUCGCAACUUCAGACUUAGCCUGGGAUGCUCUGCUGGUCAUGGCUGAGAAUUCUGACAAGAGCAAGUACCCGACAUGGCAUCGCACUCUGCUGCGCCGCGCCAAGGAAGAGGAAAUGAAACGGUUCUGCAAGGCACAGGCCAUUCAGCGGAGACAGGAUGAGAUUGAAGCUGCUAUCAAGGAGCUGGAAGCUGAGGGCAUGAAGGUGGAACUGGCCUUAAGGAAUCAGAGCAAAUCCCCAGAGAAGCAAAAGAAAUUAUGGACCGAACAGCUUUUACAGCUUGUUCAAAAGAAGAACAGCCUGUUGAAUGAGGAAGCUGAACUCAUGAUCACAAUGCGAGAGCUGAAUCUGGAAGAGAAACAGAGGCACCUGGACCAGGAGCUCCGUGGCUACAUGAACCGGGAAGAGUUACUAAAGACAGAUGCUGAUCGGCAGGAAGAGGCAAAGGUCCUACAGGAACUGCUCAGAGUGGUGAAUGAAAGAGAUAGCCUCAUCCGCUUCCAGGAGGAGCGCAGGCUCAGCGAGCAGACUCAUGGCUAGCAGA
This is a messenger RNA of Suncus etruscus (white-toothed pygmy shrew), 3265 nucleotides long. It is a transcript of the gene MICAL1, whose product is annotated as microtubule associated monooxygenase, calponin and LIM domain containing 1. Lineage: Eukaryota; Metazoa; Chordata; Mammalia; Eulipotyphla; Soricidae. The record is from RefSeq and is a predicted model, not a curated record. Gene Ontology annotation, molecular function: protein binding; FAD binding. Bases 82 to 3261 code for a protein of 1059 amino acids. The transcript has 24 exons.